Molecule: messenger RNA, 2171 nt
Organism: Vollenhovia emeryi
Lineage: Eukaryota; Metazoa; Arthropoda; Insecta; Hymenoptera; Formicidae
Product: aromatic-L-amino-acid decarboxylase-like
Exons: 11
Coding region: 580-2007 (475 amino acids)
Biological process (GO): serotonin biosynthetic process; amino acid metabolic process; catecholamine metabolic process
Molecular function (GO): pyridoxal phosphate binding; aromatic-L-amino-acid decarboxylase activity
Source: RefSeq, a predicted model, not a curated record
UUCGUGACUCAGUCUAGUCCGCUCUCUCUGUAAAUAAGUGGUGAGAUGAUACGACCAUCUAUCGUUUUAACAGCGACAAUUAGCUUGCGAAAUUAUUUCAAACGAUAGCUGAUAAUCCAGUGCACGUGUGCUCGACGUUCAAUUACGAUAUGUGAUGUACUUUGUAGAACGGACCUGGGUGAUAGCGCAUACUUUGUCACUCGUCUUCGCACGUUCGAGCAUUAUCGGAGAUCCUUGACUGGCGGUAGUUUGCAAUAUACAUUUAAUAUUGUACUACGCGGUAUCCUGGCAAUAGCACAAAUCGUGUUUAACAAGCAGUAAAGUGAUAUGAGUUUUGUUCUUAUUCAUUAAGCUGGAUAAGUUUGUGUAAAUAAACAGGUGCUACAAACUUAAGUAGUAUCUCUAUUUCACAUAAAAAGCAUAAGAACUUGCAACAAUUAUCAAGAUCCUCGCUGAAGAGACUGGUAUCGACUCAUCCUCUAAUAUUACUACACAAGGUGAAUUCUUAGAUUAUUGGUGAAAACGAAUACAAAAAAGUAUUUAAAGUUUGCUGCGAAACUUGAACGUUAUUUGUAAAAUAUGGAUUCCGAUAGCUUCAAGGAUUGCGCUAAAGAGGUGGCGGAAUAUAUCACAAAUUACAUGGAAAAUAUUAAAGACAGGAGAGUCUUGCCUAAGGUGAAGCCAGGAUACAUGAGACCCCUCGUGCCAUCCGAAGCACCCCAAACUCCUGAACAAUGGAAAGAUGUAAUGGCCGAUAUCGAAAGAGUAAUAAUGCCAGGCGUUACUCAUUGGCAGAGUCCAAAAUUCAAUGCAUUCUUUCCCGCUGGUCAUUCGUAUCCCUCGAUUCUAGCCGAUAUGUUAAGCGCAGGUAUUGGGUGUAUUGGGUUCUCGUGGUUCGUGAGUCCAGCUUGUACUGAACUAGAAGUGAUCGUACUGGACUGGCUGGUAAAAAUGUUGGCCCUGCCCAAAGAAUUUCUUUCCUGCACCGUUGGAAAAGGCGGUGGCGUCAUUCUAAGCAGCGCUUGCGAAGGGACUUUGGUAACGUUACUAGGUGCGAAGAAUAAAAAGCUUAAGGAAGUUAAAGAACAGUAUCCUAAUAUGACGGAAAACGAGAUUGUCGAUAAACUAGUCGCAUAUUGUUCGAGCCAAGCACAUACUGCGGUUGAACGCGCUGGACGUAUGGGAGGAGUAAAAUUAAGACAGUUGGAAGUCGAUGAAAAAUAUCAGCUGCGCGGCGACACGUUUGCCGAAGCAAUCAGAAAGGAUAUAGAAGAAGGAUUUAUACCAUUUUACAUUGUCGCUACUUUGGGGACGACUGCUAGUUGCGCUUUUGAUCGUCUCGAUGAAAUUGGUAUUAUAGCGAAUCGCGAAGACGUUUGGAUGCAUGUGGAUGCUGCUUAUGCAGGAUCUGCUUUUAUUUGUCCGGAAUUCAGAUAUUUAAUGAAAGGUAUUGAAACGGUAAAUUCAUUCAAUUUCAACCCUCAUAAAUGGAUGUUAGUUAAUUUCGACUGCUCUGUCCUGUGGCUUAAGAAUCCGACAUAUUUUACAAACGCUUUCCAUGUGGAAGCUGAGUUUCUAAAGCACGAGAUGCAGGGUUUGGUGACAGAUUACAGGCAUUGGCAGAUUCCACUUACACGUAGAUUCAGAUCUCUGAAAUUAUGGUUCGUGAUGAGGCUUUACGGGAUCGAGAAUCUUCAAAAGUACAUUAGAUCGCACGUCGCUCAAGCACACGAGUUCGAAGCAUUAGUUCUGUCCGAUCCUCGCUUUGAAAUCAUAGGCCAAGUUCUCAUGGGAUUGGUUUGCUUCCGAUUGAAGGGAUCCAAUGAACUCAAUAAAGCCUUGCUAAAGAAAAUCAACGAUGCAGGAAACAUCUAUCUCAUUCCAGCGAAAAUAAAAUGCACAUACUUCUUGCGAUUCGCCGUCUGUUCUGAAUUCAGCGAGAGCAAGGAUAUAGAGUAUUCAUGGAAAGAGAUCAAGCUGAGAGCCAACGAGAUCCUUGAAGAGUAAUCGAUUUCGAAGUAAUGGCGCGCUUAGAUAGCUCGCGGUUGCGCAUCAUUUGCGCGUACCACUUGCAAUCAGUUCUAGUUUUGCGUAUUUUCUUAUACCUAUCGGUAUUGAGGGUUAAUAAUAAAAUAGGCUAAAAUAGUAAAGGAUUAAGGACAGUCGGACAA